Molecule: messenger RNA, 831 nt
Organism: Chara braunii
Lineage: Eukaryota; Viridiplantae; Streptophyta; Charophyceae; Charales; Characeae
Source: the annotation of a GenBank genome assembly
GUUCGUCAAGUGUUGUCAGACUCUAGGGUGCUAUUCUAGAGGCACACUUGAACAGUCGAGAGUCCAGUCUGGUUCGUCCCAUUCCACAAUGCCACACCGCCAGCCUGGUUUGUCCACCCAAACUUGCGAUAGACUCGCGCACUUCAGCGCCGUUUCAAGACCAGAAUGGAGGACCCUAGAGGAAACGGGCGCCACCGGCUUGGGCACUCUAGAGGAGUUGAGACUGCGGGGCCAGAGUAAGGAGGAGCGGCGGACGGGGGAGGAGCGGCGGAGUCAGGAGGAGCGACAAAGUUGGGAGGAGUGGCGGAGACGGGAGGAGCGGUGGAGGGGGCAGACAGGGGAGAAGUGGCGAAAGGGGAGGAGCUGCGGAAGGGGAGGAGAGGCAGACAGGGGAGCAGCGGCGGAAGAGGAGCGACGGACGGGGAGGAGCAGCGGGCGGGGGAGCAGCGACAGAAGGGGAGGAGCAGCGGACGAGGGAGGAGCGACGGGUGGGGGAGGAGCGGCGAAGUCGGGAGCAGCGGCGGAGUCGGGAGGAGCGGCGGAGUCGGGAGGAGCGGCAGAGUCGGGAGGAGUGGCGGAGUCGGUAGGAGCGGUAGAGUCGGGAGGAGCUGCUGAGUCAGGAGGGGCGGCGGACGGGGGAACAACGACGGAAGUGGAGGAGCGGCGGACGGGGGAGGAACAACAGAGUUGGCAGGAGCGACAAAGUCAGGAGGAGUGGCGGAGUUGGGGAGGAGCGGGGAGCAAUGGCGGAAGGGGAGGAGCAGCGGAGUCAGGAGAAGCGGCAAAGUCGGGAGGAGUGGUGGAGUUGUGACGCCCCAACCUCAUGCCCGA